This is a messenger RNA of Symbiodinium sp. CCMP2592, 483 nucleotides long. NCBI's taxonomy places the organism in Eukaryota, Dinophyceae, Suessiales, Symbiodiniaceae. The record is from the annotation of a GenBank genome assembly.
GUGCAGAAGGCCGCAAGGGUUGCCGCAGCCGAGAAGACGGUUGAAGCCGCAGCAAAGAGGGAGAGCAAGCAAGUGCAGAAAGGGCAGCUGAAGGAGACGAAGGCAUCGGGAAAGGGUCGCGGACGCGGCCGGGGCCGUGGCCGAAAGGCAGAGCAAGGAAAGGAGAAUGAAAAGGAUGCUGGAAACAAGGAGGAGGAUGCAUUGGAGAUGGAGGUGCCAAAGCCUGCCCCGAAGAAAGCCUCCAAGGCGAAAGCCAAGACCCAGGUCGAGGAAGCCCCGUGCGAGAAUGCUAUCAAGUUCGACUGGGAGACCAAGGCACGACCCGUCAGAGAGCUGAAGCAUGGUAACGUGCUGGUGCCCAAAGAUUUCCGCGGCCAAGCCAAAUCGUACACCCUGUGGACCCUGAACUCACUGUAUGUGAAUACCGUGGUGAACAACAACCUCGGUGUGAAGGUCAAUGCCAAAGGCGGUGCCACCUUGUGA